AUGACUGUCAGCAGCGCGAAGUCUCCGACCCACAGAGUAGGAGGCAUAGUGGGUUUUGAUCACCGUUCUCUGGUGAUCGAUGGCCAUCGUCGUUUCCUCAUAUCAGGGUCCAUUCACUAUCCUCGCAGCACGCCAGAAAUGUGGCCCGGUUUAAUCAGGCUCGCCAAGGAAGGAGGUUUAGAUGUCAUCGACACUUACGUGUUCUGGAACGGCCACGAACCACGGCCAGGUGAAUAUAACUUUGCAGGGAGGUACGAUGUGGUCCGCUUUCUGGAGACUGUGCAGACCGAAGGCCUCCUCGUAAACCUGCGAAUCGGACCCUACGUUUGUGCAGAGUGGAAUUUCGGGGGCUUCCCAGAGUGGCUGACAGACAUUCCUGGAAUCGAGCUGAGAACAGACAACGAGCCGUUCAAGAAAGAAAUGGAGAAAUGGACCACUCACCUGGUGAGAUAUCUCAAGGACCACAAGCUCUUCUACUCUCAGGGAGGUCCCAUAAUUAUGAGCCAGAUCGAGAAUGAAUAUGGUCACGUCUCGGCUUCAUAUGGCGAAGCAGGCAAAAAAUACUCCUCGUGGGCAGCUAACAUGGCCGAGAACCUACGCACUUCAGUUCCAUGGAUCAUGUGCCAGCAGAAGGACGCUCCAGCCCACAUCAUCAACACCUGCAACAGCUUCUACUGCGACGAGUUCACUCCCAAUUCUCCAAACAAGCCCAAGAUGUGGACCGAGAACUACCCAGGCUGGCUGCACUACUGGGGCCAGACUCUGCAAUCUCGCCCAGUGCAAGACCUGGCCUUUGCGGUGGCUCGCUUCUUUCAAUUUGGUGGCAGCUACAUGAACUACUACAUGUACCACGGAGGCACCAACUUCGAUCGCACUGCUGCCAGAAUGGUCACCACCAGCUACGACUACACUGCUCCCAUCGAUGAAUACGGCCAGGCCAGACAGCCCAUGUGGGAGCACCUGAAGAACCUCCAUUCGGCCAUCAAAAUGUGCGCCCCGGCUCUGGCAGCUGUCAGUGGAGAGCCCCUGGUGUGGAGGUCUCAGAAUAACGUGCAGAUCCAUGUCUUCCAGACCCAACACAGUCAGGUUCGAGAGUUCCAAAACUCCCAAGCACCGACCGGGGUCUGUGCAGCAUUCUUGGCCAACGUUGGGCUGACUGAUGCCCUGGUGUCGUUCAAAGGGAGGCAGUACCAACUCCCGGCAUGGUCUGUAAGUAUUCUGCCUGACUGCAAAACUGUUGCUUUCAACACCAUGCACGUGCCCGAUGUGAGUUCUGCCAAGGAGAUUGUGACAGUGAAGCCAGCAGCAGCACACCGAAACUGGAACUUCUUCGCAGACGCGGUUGGACCUUGGAAUUUGCACACAGUCGUCACAUCCAAGUCUGCCUACGAGCAAUUCAGACUGACGAAGGACAAAACAGACUACCUCUGGUACAGGGUCCGCUUCAUUGCCCCACAGAAUGAGCUGCCGCAUUGGCUGGUGGUAGAAAAGGCCGAGCCAGACCUGAUGCACGUCUUUCUGAAUGGCAAGCAUCUGGGGCACGCAAUUUCCAACAGCAGUGGGUUUUUCCAACCGCUGACUUUGCGCCAGGGCCACAACACCAUCGACAUUUUGUCGGUGACUUCUGGGCGGCCAUCAUCCGGCCCGUAUCUGGAGCAGCAGCAUGGAGGAAUCAAAGGCUCUGUGACAUUGCAUGGACCCAAGUCCAAGGUUACGGACCUGGCUGACAUGGAGUGGGUGCAUCAGGUGGGCUUGAAGGGAGAGACUUUGCACCUGGAAGCUGUGCAAAAGUCUCAAUCUCGAGCAUGGUCGGCUCAUACGAUUUAUCCGCCCAAGUAUCAUCCUCUCGUGUGGUACAAGACCGUGCAGGAUGCUCCGAGAGGUGAAGCUCCGGUUAUGCUUGAUCUGGGAAGCAUGGGGAAGGGGGCUGCUUGGGUCAAUGGGCACCAUAUUGGCAGGUAUUGGUCUGAGAUACGCAAUCCCAGUGGGGGAUGUGAUAAAACCUGCUCGGCCAGGGGCAAGUGGCAUAUGAACAAAUGUGCACUCAACUGCGGCCUCCCUUCACAGCGCUUUUACCAUGUUCCUCGGUCUUGGCUCAAGCGGAGAGGCAAUAUUAUUGUUUUGUUUGAAGAAAUCGGUGGCGACCCUGACGGUGUGUCAUUUGCUAUCCAAAUUCAUCGUUCAGUUCAUGCUCAGGACUCAUCCAAGUCUCAGGACUGA
This is a messenger RNA of Marchantia polymorpha subsp. ruderalis, 2220 nucleotides long. The record is from the annotation of a GenBank genome assembly. NCBI's taxonomy places the organism in Eukaryota, Viridiplantae, Streptophyta, Marchantiopsida, Marchantiales, Marchantiaceae.